GUGUGUGUGUGUGUGUGUGUGUGUGUGUGUGUGUGUGUGUGUGUGUGUGGGCUUGUUCGUGACUCCGCUGUUCAGACUGUAGGACUGCAGCAUCGCGGAUCUCCUAAAGAGGGGUUAGUCCGCUGGACCGUUGCACUCCCGACCUAAAGGAAUACGUUUGAAUGGAAGAAUGUGCUCGAGCAAGGUGAUGUGGACGCCUCCACGCUGUGGACGGGGGGGAACCAGGUAGAGGCUGCGGACGGCAGGUUCACCCACACCGGGCGGCCACGACGGUCACGAUGUUUUCAAAAGUGGAGUGCUGAAAAUGUGGAAUCUUGUCCUAAAAUAAGAUGCAAAGAUCAGGGCCCGUAAAUGCAUAUUUCUCUAAAUUACAGUUCUGCAGUUGACAAGGACACGAUGACUUACAGCCCUCGAGGAAGUACUGCAGAAUUUUCGAGCAGUGUUUAAAAUGUAUAAGUGUCUGGACUAGAUAUCCAAAGGAGAACUGCAAACACUGCCCUACAAGAAUGGAUUGACAAUCUAUAAAAUGUCAACAUAUAAAGAAUAUAAAGAGGAUAAAAAUCUGUGAAGAACACUGUUCAUAGUUCCUCCACAACCAGCAAGAACAACAACAGGAAGCCAAUGGGCCAGUAACGUUCAUCACAGAUCAGAAAGUACAACAUUCCUGAUCUAGAGAUGAGUGUUUCUCAGCCCAGCGAGGGUCUCCCUGUCAGGGGCAAAAGUGGAUCCACCAUGAGGCUCCCACUUCACAGUGCAGGAGACCACAACGGGAAUGCUUUCCCAAUUUCCUCCUCCUCCUCCUCCUCUUCCUCCUCCUCCUGUCUGGGGGAGUCGUCUCCAGAGUCACUGCGGAGCCUGAGCAGCCUCAGUGGGGGCCGGACUGACAGCCCACUGGACUAUGACAUGUUUGAGGUCACCCUGAUGACGACAGUGAUGACCAAAACGGACAACGUGACAGAUGUUGUCAUUGAGAAAUGGGUGCCAGAGGAGAAAAGUAAACCAGAUGACAAUGACGACGUCUCAGUGGGAAAGAUACAAACAGCGGCAGAGCUAACGGAAUCCAACGACAACUCUGUGUCUGUCUACCUGGACGCCAUCAGUGGCGAGUACCGCCAAGACACCUGGAACGACAACCUGGCGCUGGCCCUGUCCCUGGCGACAAACAGCGGUGGCUGCGGCAAUACUGAUGACCUCAGCAGCAGAAGUGGUAAUGGGAGACGGCAUGGCUCCUCAACCCCAGAUUCAGACGCUACAGAAAUCCCUGCCGAUGAUGAUGAUGACGAUGAUGAAGAGGAGGGUCUGUUUUUGUCCGUGAGCUCUGACAUGGGUGUGCGGAGAAGCAGCGUGACCCUCAUAAGCUCGGGCAGACAAUCCAGUGACAGCCUGGUGGACCCAGGUAGCUCUGCUGUGGCUCUGAGUGUAGCUGAUGAUGAGAGGUCAGAGCUGGUGUUAGAAGGGCUGGAGGUUGCCUGUCCCCUCGGUGUACCUGUGGAAGACCAGACAGAGCCUCCUGCUUGUGAGGACCUUUGUGACACCCCCCUGAGAUCAUCAUCUUCUGCUAAUCCAAGUCAAGAUGCUAAGGAAGUCACACAUUCUGCACCUGAGAAAGUUGAAUUCAGUGCAGUGGGCCCCAAACCAAACGCCAGUCAGCCAGCCAGAGCAGCUAAAUCCAAAUCAACCACUUCAACUACAACUGCUCCCAAGACAGCCGUCAAACCAUCCUCUCUGGAGGCAAAGAGAGUUUCCAAACUGGAUCUAAAAAACGUCAAGGCUAAAGUUGGGUCCCGGUCCACAUCAUCUCCAGCUAAAACACCUAGCCAGCAGAACAGAUCCAUUCCAUCCAAUGGAAAAAGAGCUGUUUCUAGGAAGGAGGAAGCACAGACUGGGGAUGGAGGUAAAAAGCAAAGAUCAUCUACAGGUCCAGUCAAAGUGGCCGUGGUGCUGAAACCCAUCAGAGGGAAGAGUAGUAACCUCACAAUCAACCACAAGACAGCAGCCGGUGACUCCUCUCAGCCAGAGAGGAAGAGUGCGGCUGUCAGUCGAACACUCUCCACUUCGACCAGCUCUCUAGGGUCUGAGGCGGUUGAGGAAGGAACCCUGGACUCUCCCAGGAAGGCUGUCCCGGAAGUGCCUGGUAAACUGGAAACAACUGAAGGUGUGGAGAAUUCCCAUCCAAGUGAAGAUGCUCAUAAAGAGUCUGUGGAGGACCAAAGGGAGGGUACUGGAAAGGCUUUAAUGACGGAGGCAGCAGUGGAGAAACCAAGGAACCAUAGCAGGAAAGUCUCCUCCAAGCUGGGGCCCAAUUCCAGGCCGCAGGGGAGAGGCAUCAGAGUGGAUAAGGGGCCCACUGGACCGGCUCCACCUCCAGGGUCAGGGACUGGAACUCCAGGACAGGGGAGCCCCGGGCCAAGGCAAACCCAGAAGGAUGGCUCCACGUUGGAGGACGGACAGGGCGCUGGUGGUGGAUCUCCAACGAGAGCGAGGCAGAGCCAAAGUCAGUGCCAGGGUAUCCCCAAACCUCGCACCACCACAGAGCGAGCAUUUGCACUGGCUGCCCCGGGUCCCAUAACAUCCAGCUCCAAACCAACAGCCAAUCAGCAGCCAGCGUUGGGGUUGGUCGGACGACCCGUAGCACCCGCGGCGUCAAAACUUCCUGUUAAGGGAUUACCCACAAGCCUCAGCUCCUCAUCUCUGGGAAGCAAUGAGAACAAUGGAGCCACAAGCAAAGCCUCUCCAGCACCAACAGGGACCAAGCCAGAAGAGCGGCCCAGCAGAAGCACUCUUCCUGCGGGCAGCCAGAGCACAGCAAAGCCCCUUGUCUCCAGCAGUGCAGCUACCACCACCACUAAUGCUCCCAGUGAGGCAGCUACCAGUGCUACCAGUGGUGUCACUGCUGCUCCAAAGCCUCCUGCAAUGAGGAGCAGAGCUCUGUCACUGCAGGCCAGGACCACUACUACAGGUCUGAAGACCCCGACAGUGACCAACAACAGCACAGCCAAGACAGCUGCCACCAAUCAAACGGCAGCAAAGACUACUCCCACUGCCACUCAGGGACUGACCAAGCAGGCGUCCCAGUAUCCCUUGCAACGAAGCGGCUCGGCAAGGCUCAGUCGACUGCACAGCACAGUGGACAAAAACAAGCCCCGGGAGGCGCUGGGGAGACCCACAAGCACCAACAGCAACUCACAGGGAGCAGCGCCCGCAGGAGGAAACAACCAGAACCAGCAGCAGCCUCCACCGGACCUGGUACCGGACGUGGUGAAUGCAAAUGCACCAGUUCUCCCAGCACCUGCCACUGAUGCCACCACCACUGGGUCAGGCACCACUGGAACCUCUGGUCUUGGGUUCAAAGCAAGAACGGGGUCACGAUCCAGCCCCAAAACAGCAUCCCGCCUCCAAAAUGCACCCAAGCCUGGCGCAGCGGUGGCGGUUGUGGCAGACGGUACGGUCCCGACUAAACAGAACCAGAGCAAAGAGCAGGCAGAGAAGAAGAACCAGACCAUCAACCAGCUGAGGAAGCUGCUCUUCCAGGGGAAUAAGAGAGUGGAGGCUCUGGCUACAGUCAUCCAACACCUCUUCUCUGAGCGCGAGGAGGCCCUGAAGCAGAAGAAGGAGCUGUCACUGGAACUGGCAAACCUGCGAGACGAGCUGGUCUCGUCGUCACAGUGCUGCAAGCAUCUGCAGAAGGAGAAGGAGGAGGUGCGCGUCAGCUUGGAGGAGGCCUUGAAGAGGCUGGAGGAGCAGCACAAGGAGGAGCUGGUGCAGCUGGAGGACAGAUUGAGGAGUUUUUACCAAACCGAGUGGGAUAAAGUCCACCAGACGUACCAGGAGGAGGCUGACAAAUGCCGCAUGUUGAUGGAGCAGCAGGUGGAGGAGCUGAGGAGCCGACAGGAAGCAGAGAGGAAGACCCAGGAAGAGAGUCACAGCCAGAAGAUGAAGUCUCUCAAACUGCAGUAUGAGACCUCCAUACAAGAGCUGAAGAGGAUCCAACAGACAGACAUGGAGAACCUUGAGAAAACACUGAAGGAGACUGAAACAGCUCUCUCUGAGAAAGUAUCUGAGCUGUCAGUAGAGAAGGAGGCUCUGAAUGAGAAGCUAAAAGCAGAGGAGGAGAGGAGGAAGCGCAUACUCAGUGACAAGAAUCUGAAGGACUCCCACACAGUGUACCUGGAGCAGGAGCUGGAGAGUCUUAAGGUGGUGCUGGAGAUCAAGAACAACCAGCUGCACCAGAAGGAGAAGAAGUUAAUGGAGAUGGACAAACUGGUGGAGACUAAUGUGAAACUGGAGGAGUGUCUGAACAAGGUCCAACAGGAGAAUGAGGACUACAGGGCCAGGAUGGACAAACACGCAGCUCUCUCAAAGCAGCUGUCCAGCGAACAGGCCAAACUCCAGCAGACGCUGCAGAAAGAGUCCAAGGUCAACAAGCGUCUGUCCAUGGAGAACGAGGAGCUGCUGUGGAAGCUGCACAACGGCGACCUGCUGGCGAGCCCCCGCCGCCUCUCGCCCACCUCGCCCUUCAGCUCACCCCGGAACUCUGCCUCCUUCCCCACAGCUGCCCCCUUAUCGCCCAGAUAACCCCGACAACGAGCGGCAACCCCCUCCUCUCCUCUGACCUCCCGACUCUCCUCACAAAGAUGUUCCAAAUACAGAGAAAGACUUAAGUGACAGCAGGCGUUGUUGGAAUAUUAACGCUGAACGUGUACAUUUGGAAUAAGUUGCAGUAAAGACGCUGAUUUCGAGAGCGAAGACAUUGCAGUGGCACCGAUGCACUCAAGUCUGAGCGUGGGACUGGCCUUGCUCUCUCGUUCUCCAAGAGACGUUUCUUCUUUUUCUGAAGAAAACCUAAAUAACAGGCACACCUCAGGGUCUGUACAUAGCGCCUCACUUUUCGUUAUGACUAUCCUUCCCUUUUUUUUUCCUUUGAUGUUGUACAGUUUAAGUUCAGUAUUUUCUUUUAUACCCUUCUUUUUAAAGGGGCAGAUGAGAGAAAACCUUGGAUUUGUGGCAUAUUUGUGGAAAUGGACUCAAACUGGUUUGGGUUUGGUAAAUCAUAAAUUGACGGGUACUACUCGGUGGAAUAGCAUGGAUCGUUUUGCCUUUUCCAUUCUUUUAAAGAGGACGUCUUUUUCCCCCAAAGAGCGAAGCUCAAUCACUGAUCUGCUUUGGACUUCUGGAAGAAGUGCAUGGUGUCCUUCUGUGGACAAACAACUGAUAGAACCUCUGAUCCAAUGGAUACCUGUUCCUCCGUGUGAGCUCCUCACAACCUCUACCUUAAUCUAAUAUGUGGAAUGUAAUCACCCUCGGAUGUUAACUCUGAGCAGUUCAGACACACACCAUCUCAGAGCCAAAUAUGCAGUUUAUUUAACAGGGAUGGUGUUGGCCAGGACAGUGUUUACCCCCCCCCCACCCCUUUUCUUUUCCCCUUAAAUCUCUCAUUACUGAAGAGAUACGACUCCCCACACAUCCUCUAAAAUCACCUCGUGUCCAAACAGGAACAAGGCAAAGCUGAACCAGCAACGGAGGGUUCAUAUCUGUCUUUGCUGUGGGUCACACAUACACAGAGAAAACUCCCAGACUCUCCUUAACUGCCAGACUCUGGCCUCUCUGUAACGGAAUCCAAAAACAAUAUCACUUUGUGUGUCUGGUGUUUUGUCCUGAAAAACCUCAAAUGUCCGCAUAUUGCCUAAGUCUACCAUGUUCUGCUUUAUUUUGGACACAGAAUAAAUACAAUAUGACAUAAGAGAAA
Messenger RNA from Dicentrarchus labrax (European seabass), 5746 nucleotides. Its product is annotated as microtubule-associated tumor suppressor 1 homolog. The transcript is spliced from 18 exons. Lineage: Eukaryota; Metazoa; Chordata; Actinopteri; Moronidae. The record is from RefSeq and is a predicted model, not a curated record. Gene Ontology annotation, molecular function: microtubule binding. The coding region runs from base 676 to 4575 and encodes 1299 amino acids. Gene Ontology annotation, cellular component: cytoplasm; nucleus.